Molecule: messenger RNA, 5010 nt
Organism: Emericellopsis cladophorae
Lineage: Eukaryota; Fungi; Ascomycota; Sordariomycetes; Hypocreales; Bionectriaceae
Product: DNA topoisomerase-like protein
Exons: 3
Coding region: 1-5010 (1669 amino acids)
Biological process (GO): resolution of meiotic recombination intermediates; sister chromatid segregation; DNA topological change
Cellular component (GO): nucleus
Molecular function (GO): DNA topoisomerase type II (double strand cut, ATP-hydrolyzing) activity; DNA binding; ATP binding
Source: RefSeq, a predicted model, not a curated record
AUGGACUCAGAUGAGUCGGCGUUCAUCUCCGAGGCCGAGUCUGAUGGCUUCGUCCCUGAGCCUGUAACUAAGAAGACCAAGGCUGCGGCUGGAAAGAAGGCGCCGGCGCCGAAAGCAAAGAAGAUGACACAAAGUACCCUCAAGGUCAGCAAAAAGCGGCCCGCCCCGGAGAAUGACGACCAAGACGACGAUUCGGCCGAUGGCUCUGGCUUUUCCAACACUCCGCCCAAGAAGCAAAAGAAGGCACCAGCCGUCAAAAAGUCUGCAGGCGCCCCCUUGGCCGAGCUUGAGAAUGACAGCAUGGCGAUUGAGGAAACAUCAAAAAUCCCGACCAAGAAGAAGACAGCGAGCGAGACAUACCAGAAGCUCACCCAGCGUGAGCACAUCAUGCACCGUCCCGACACAUACGUUGGCUCAAUCGAAAAGACCACACAGACGAUGUGGGUCUACAACAAAGAGACGCAAUUGAUGGAGUACAAGGAAGUCACGUUCGUGCCCGGUUUCUACAAAAUCUUUGACGAGAUUCUUGUGAAUGCUGCGGACAAUAAGCAGCGUGACUCGACAAUGUCGCAUAUGAAGAUCACCAUCGACAGAGAGCAAGGCGUCAUCAGUGUCGAGAACAACGGCAAGGGUAUCCCUAUCGUUAUGCACGAGAAGGAAAAGAUGUAUAUUCCCGAGAUGAUCUUUGGUGUCCUCCUUACAGGUGCCAACUACGACGACAACGAGAAGAAGACUGUCGGCGGCCGAAACGGUUAUGGUGCCAAGCUCUGCAACAUUUUCAGCAAGGAGUUUACUCUCGAAUGUCAGGACAACGAGAAUGGCAAGAGAUACAAGCAGACAUGGACGGAUAACAUGCUUCACGUGACCAAAGCAAAGAUCACGUCGAGCAAGACGUCUGAUUUUGUGCGGGUGACAUUCAAACCCGAUUUUGAGAAGCUCAACAUGCCCGACGGUAUCGACGAUACGCUAGAAAGUCUACUCUUGCGACGUGUCUACGAUAUGGCAGGCACGGUUCGUGGCGUCAAAACGUACCUCAAUGGCGAGCAUAUCAAGAUCAAGGACUUCAAGUCGUACUGCAACAUGUACGCCAAGGCCAUUGCCCACACGAGAGCUCAGGAGGAGGGUGUGACCCCGGUGACGACGGUCGAGAUUGAUGAUGAUAAGGGCCAUCCCCGGUGGGAGAUCGGCUUCACGGUCUCGGACGGAACGUUCCAACAAGUCUCGUUCGUCAACUCCAUCGCCACCACCUCAGGAGGAACACACGUCAACUAUAUCGCUGAUCAGAUGACAAAUGCUCUACUCAAGCAGCUGAACAAGAAGGCAAAGGGGCAUACGUUGAAGCAGAACCAUCUACGAAAUCACAUCUUUGUGUUCGUCAACUGUCUCAUCAACAAUCCUACUUUCAACUCACAGACCAAGGAGCAGACCACUACAAAAGUCAGCCAAUUUGGUAGCAAGUGCGAGCUCAGCGAGAAGUUCCUAAAAAAGAUCGCCGCAUCCGAGGCUUUGCAGAACAUUAUGGCUUUCGCAGAAAAGAAGGCCGACAAAUUGAUGGCAAAGAGUGACGGCAGCAAGCGCUCACGAGUGAGCAAUGCCAAGCUUGUCGAGGCUAACUUGGCUGGCACCCGCCGUGGUCACGAAUGCACAUUGAUCCUGACUGAGGGUGACUCCGCCAAGGGUCUGGCCGUCGCUGGCCGUGCAAUUCUCGACCCCGACCGCAUCGGUGUCUUCCCCUUGCGAGGCAAGAUGCUCAACGUUCGCGAUGCUACUGCGGACCAAAUCUCCAAAAAUACGGAAAUUCAAAACAUCAAACAAUUCCUGGGCCUCAAGCACAAGGCUGUGUAUACCGACAACAGGAGUCUGCGCUAUGGCCAUCUGAUGAUCAUGGCUGAUCAGGAUCACGAUGGUAGUCAUAUCAAGGGGCUUCUCAUCAACUUUCUACAAGUCAUGUACCCCUCCUUGCUUCAAGUGCCAGGCUUUUUCCAGGGCUUUAUCACGCCCAUUGUCAAGGUGUGGCAAGGCUCUAACCCCAAGAAACCUUUGCGACUCAAGUCCUUUUUCACUCAACCACAGUACGAGGAAUGGAAAGAAGCCCACAGCAACGAGCUCACCAAGUGGCGAAGCAAGUACUUGAAGGGUCUGGGUUCAUCGACCCCUGAGGACGCCCAGAUCUAUUUCAAGGACCUUGACAAGCAUCUGAAGCAGUUUCAGACUGUGCAGCCAGGUGAACCCGAGCUCUAUGAGCUGGUCUUCAGCAAGAAAAAGGCAGAUGCGCGAAAGGCUUGGCUGGGAGAGUUCGUGCCGGGCACUUACCUCGACAUGUCCACAUCGGUCAUCAAGCAUGCGGACUUUGUCAACCGAGAGCUGAUCCUUUUCAGCAUGGCUGACAAUGUGCGAUCUGUUCCAUCUGUCCUGGAUGGAUUCAAACCAGGUCAGCGCAAGGUCAUUUACGCUUGUUUCAAGAGGAACCUGGUCAAGGACACCAAGGUCGUUGAGUUGGCUGGUUACGUUUCCGAGCAAACCUCGUACCAUCAUGGUGAAGCAUCCUUGCAUCAGACCAUCAUUGGCCUGGCGCAGAACUUUGUCGGUUCCAACAACAUUAAUUGUCUCGAGCCCAGCGGCACCUUUGGUUCCCGUCUCGCUGGUGGUUCUGACGCGGCCAGUCCCCGUUACAUCUUCACCCGACUGUCCCCCUUUGCGCGCAAGAUCUUCAGUCCAUUGGACGAACCCAAUUUGAAUUACCAAUCGGAAGAAGGCGUGACUAUCGAGCCGGAUACAUACUCGCCCAUUCUACCCAUGGUUCUGGUUAACGGUGCUGAUGGUAUUGGCACCGGUUGGAGCACCAACAUCCCCAACUAUCACCCAAUGGACAUUGUCAACAACCUCAAGCGACGCAUGGGUCGCCUUGAUCCAGACAACACGGAGGAGGCUCCAUUCGAAUCGAUGACGCCCUGGUUCCGCGGUUGGAAAGGUGUUCCCGAGCCCGCCGGCCCUGACCGCUUCAAGUUCAAUGGCGUUGCCUACAGAGAUGACAGGAAUCCAAACGAGAUCAUCAUCACGGAAUUGCCCAUCCGCGUGUGGACCGACAACUUCAAGGCACAGCUCGAAAAGAUCAUCAGCGGGGAUGAUGGUCCCAGCUGGAUCAAGGAUUACAAGGAGUUCAACGAUCAUCAGACCGUACACUUUGAGAUCCAGGUAGAUGACAAGCACAUCGACAAGGUGAUGGAGGCUGGUCUCUUGGAAAAGUUCAAGCUGCAGAAGCAAGUCGCCACGUCGAACAUGGUGGCAUUCGACGCCGAAGGCCGCAUCCGCAGAUAUGAAAAGGUUGAGGACAUCUUGGACGCAUUUUAUGUCCACCGUUUGCAGAUGUACACCGAGCGAAAGAAGCACUGGCUGGAUGUCUACCACCGCGAGUUCCGCAAAGUGACCAAUCAGGCUCGUUUCAUCCAAGAGAUUAUCGACGGCAAACUAGUCGUUGGGAAAAAGAGGAAGGAUGUUUUGGUCAAAGAGCUUCGCGACCGUGAUUACGAGGCCUUCCCGAACGGCGUCAACCAGAAGAAGAAAGAUACUGAGGACGAGAUGAACGAGUCUGGCGACGACGAGAACGAUGACUCCUCCGAGAAGGGAAGUGCCCGUGACUAUGAUUAUCUUUUGUCGAUGCCUAUCUGGUCACUGACUGCCGAACGCCUGGCCAAACUCAAAGAGGCCAUGGGCAACAAGCAAGCGCAGCAUGACGAGCUGCUGGCGUUGAGCGAAAAAGACCUCUGGUGCCGUGACCUCGACGAGUUCGCCGUGGAGUGGGAGAAACAGGAGACUCUUGACGCUCAAAUCGCGAAGGACAUCCGUAGGACCGGUCGUCGUGUUUCAAAGAAAAUUGGCGCUGGUCGUGGCAAGAAAGCCAAGGAUGAAGAUGAUUAUGAGCCGGAAGCCAAGGCCAAGUCAAAGGCCAAGAACAGCAAAGCGGCGGCGGCUGCGCCGUCCAACACGAAGAGCGCUCAGAGGUUUGCGGAGAUGUUUGGCAGUGGCAAGACCGCUGUCAAGAAGGAGCCCAAAGCAGAGCCUAGUGCCGCCCUUGACGGAUUCUCUGACGACGACUUUGCGGCGCUGAGCCGGACCAAGCCAUCAUCCGCCCCUACAGCCAAAGCCGUGGUGAAGAAGGAAACCCCGGCUUUGUCGCUGUCGGAAGAUGAGGAAGAAGAGCCGUUGCCGCAGCCGACACGCAACAAGCGCGUUGCUGCUUCCAGAGCCAAGACGUUCAUUAACCUCGACUCGGAUAGCGACGAGGAUAAUGACAUGAUGCUUGGGGACGUUGGCGCGAUGGUGAAAGGUAUCGGCAAAUCGGAGCCUGAGUCGAGUGGUUCGGGAACUGGCACUGGUAGGCUAAGCCUGCACGCAAUGAGCAGGCCCGAGCCGAGCAGCGGCCCCAGUGGCUCCAAGCCCAAGCCCAAGCCCAAGCCCAAGUCAUCGAAAGCGUUCGAUGAGGACAGCCCGGACGACACCAACUACGAGAUGCUAGCCAAGUCUUCACCGUUCAAGCCCGCAAGCAAGGCCAAGGACAUUGACGAGUUCCUCUCCGACGAUGACGACGAGGAGCCGGUGAUUGUUUCAAAGGCUGCACCCAAGCCGAAGCCCUCGGCUUCCAAGGCGGAUGCUCUGCCAGUGGUGAAGAAGGCCCGUGGUCGCCCUGCAGGAGUGAAGAAUAAGGCCGCCAAGGAGCCGGCUACGAAUCCAAGACCAGCGCCCAAGCAGACCACACUUUCGCCCGCAGCCAAAGCCUACGCAUUAAAGAAGUCUGCGGCUAAGAAAUCUAUACCAGUAGACGAUAACGAGGAUGACGAUGAAGAUGUGGCCGACCCUGAAUCCCCAGCCCCGAGACCUGCGGCACGUGGGAGACCGGGCCGGGCUGCUGCAGCGAGGAAGCCAGUGAUCAUCGACGAGGAUUCGACCAUGGGGCUAGACGAGGAUGAUGAGAGUGAUGACGGGUUCGACAUGGAUGAUAAUGAGGACUAA